Molecule: messenger RNA, 1421 nt
Organism: Toxorhynchites rutilus septentrionalis
Lineage: Eukaryota; Metazoa; Arthropoda; Insecta; Diptera; Culicidae
Exons: 4
Coding region: 177-1325 (382 amino acids)
Molecular function (GO): protein binding
Source: RefSeq, a predicted model, not a curated record
UCAUCAAACAGUUAAGACGUUAGUGAAAUUGCGCGUUCAGGUUUGGUUCCAGAUUGAAUCGUUCGGUUGUGGUUUAAAUGUUACAACUAGCUUAACUGGUGUCGACCAUACAGGAAUAAUUAACAACAAAUUCGGGUCAAGAUCAAGGCUCGCAAGAAAGUGCCUCCGCGAGUAUAAUGUCAUUAGUUCGUGCUUUGUUUGUGUUGUUUGUGGUGACCUGCGUUUCCGGUGCAGACCUCCAAGUGACGAACACAAACAGUGUAAGCGAAGGUUCGCCGGAAUCACCCUAUGAAACACAAACGGCCCAGUGCACAAUCACUUCUGGUGAGGUUGAAGCUAGUGCCCAAGCAACCAUCAGUAAAACUUUGGUCGGAGUAUGUGGAACGGACGAAAUGCUAACGGCUUUUCGCACAUUAGAGGCAAAAUUAUUACAAGAGCUUUUGAACAUUCAACGAAUGAUUAGAAAUUCAUUCUAUGUCCCACCGCCAAUGACACCUUCGGAGUACAAAGCUAUCAAGCGGGUAACAACUCAAAUGGACACUAGCACUGGCACCAAACUAACGUCCCAACAGACUCCACAGCCAUCGACAACCACUAGCACUACUGCAAAACCAGCGGAGAGCGGUGGUGUAUAUUUUCCUGAUGAUCAGGAAGAUGACCAUCGGCUGUUUAAGCCUAAUAGGGAUCUAGUGAAAGAAUUGCCACAAGGCAGUCGGAAACCCUUAACCCCCAUUAUUCGCACCGGUAGCGAUACACAAGAAAAACCGGUGAAGCCAUCAAACACUCCAGUGCUGGAAUUCAAACCCAUCGAUAGUCCCGUUCAGACGAGAUUCCUAACGGGAGGCCUGCGUGACUACGAGGUAUACCGAUUCAACAACACCGUUGUGUCCAGCGGAGAUACCAAAGUGUUCAAAUACUUCUGGAAAGUUGAUCGCUUCACCGAGAGGCUCCAAUCGAAUGUUAGUUCUUUCACAAGUCCGAUAUUCGUGAUAUCAGGACUCAACCUACGCUUGAAGGCCACUCUAAACUAUGGUAAAAAAGAUCACAUCUAUCUGCAAGUGGAGCAACUGUCACCAAUGGAUGAUGAGUUGAGGAAAAAACCAAAUGUGAUCCUACAGGAAGGAUCACUGUACGGCGGUGUGGAAACUAAAGAAUACCUCCGCCAUAAAAUUAUUCUCCUCAAUCAGGGGGUACCCUUCAGCGAUCUCAAUUCCCAAGAAUUCUGGAAUACUAACACAGGUUUCACUAUCCCAUAUAGAGCGCUUCUGACAAAUUCUUAUUUGAAGCAAGACAAGAUCCUCAUUGAAGUGGUGAUAUAUUUAUGAACUUUUAAUGUUGAAUAGAAGUACUGUGCUAGUUAUUAAUACAUUCAUGUAGUAUGUAUGUGUGUGAACAUAAUAAAUCGAUCGUCAAUUUGAAAA